UGGUGGGGUUCGGUCUUUGGAGCUUUCAACCCGAUUCUCAAUCUCUUUUCCAUGCUUCCGUCAUUCCACUUAGGUUCCGAACCUUCCUUACAGAACCUUGACCGCUUUCUCAAAUCUGCACCUUGUUUUACACUUUCCAACACCGCGCAGUAGGAGCCACCGGGUCGUGUGUUCUGCUUCUCCCAGCGACGACAACUCUCUUCUUGCGCACCACUUCGCACUUAUUCCCCUGGCUAUCCAACGACAACGCAACAAGGCGUGCGACGAUGCCCCCUUCCAUCCAAGAGCUGGACGCAACCGUCCGGGCCUUCUACGAAGGCCGCGGCGAGCAGCAAAAAGCUGCCCAAGCUGCUCUGAAUCAGUUCAAGGAGGACCCCGAUGCCUGGAUAAUGGUCGAUGAGAUCCUCUCGCAGGCGUCGUACGAGCAAACAAAAUUUCUGGGCUUGCAGGUACUCGACAACGUGAUCAUGACGAGGUGGAAAGUCCUGCCGCGGGAGCAGUGUCAAGGAAUUCGCAACUUCGUCGUGCAGUAUAUCCUGCAAUGCUCCAGUUCUGAGGAGGCCUUGAGGACUCACCGCACCCUUCUCAACAAGCUGAACCUCGUACUGGUCUCGGUUCUGAAGCAGGAAUGGCCUCACAACUGGCCUACGUUCAUCAACGAGAUCAUCUCUGCCUGCCACUCGAGCUUAUCCGUGUGCGAAAACAACAUGAUCAUCCUGCGGCUUCUAUCGGAAGAGGUCUUCGACUACUCCGCCGAGCAGAUGACAUCAACAAAGACCCGCAACCUGAAGACGACUAUGUGCGCCGAGUUCUCCCAGAUCUUCCAGCUUUGCCAGGAGAUUCUCAACAGUGCGACCCAGCCGAGCCUUAUUAAGGCCACGCUGGGGACGUUACUGCGUUUCUGCAACUGGAUUCCCCUGGGCUAUAUAUUCGAGACACCCUUGAUCGAGACGCUUCGGACACGGUUCCUCGAGGUACCAGAGUUCCGGAAUCUCACCUUGCAAUGCCUCACAGAAAUCGGCGGUCUGCAGACAGGAGGACCGGGUCAACUCAAUACAUACGACGAGCAGCUGGUCAAGAUGUUCACUGAGGUCUUGGCAUCCAUCUCCAACAUCAUCCCCCUAGACAUGGACCUCAAGACGACGUAUCCGCAAAGCAACUCCCGCGAUCAGGAAUUUAUCCAGAAUCUGGCGCUUUUCUUAUGCAACUUCUACAGCAUGCACCUGCCGCUGAUCGAGAACCUUCCGAACCGAGAUUUCCUCACCCACGGCCACUUCUACCUUAUCCGAAUUUCCCAGAUCGACGACCGCGAGAUCUUCAAGAUCUGCCUGGAUUACUGGCUGAAGCUCGUCCAGGAGCUUUAUGAAGAGAUGCAGUCGCUGCCGAUCUCCGACAUGGGGUCCAUGUCUCUAGGCAUGAUGGGUGGGGGAGGAGCACCGAACCCGGCCCUGCUCACCAACUACCCGCUCCGCAAACACAAAUACAACGAGGUCCUGUCAAACCUGCGAGUUGUGAUGAUCGAGAAGAUGGUGCGGCCGGAAGAAGUCUUGAUUGUGGAGAAUGACGAGGGCGAGAUCGUCCGCGAGUUCGUCAAGGAGACCGACACGGUUCAGCUGUACAAGACGAUCCGUGAAUGCCUGGUCUACCUCACCCAUCUGGAUGUUGUCGAUACCGAGCAAAUCAUGACUGAGAAGCUCGCACGCCAAGUAGACGGUUCCGAAUGGUCGUGGCACAACUGCAACGUGCUCUGCUGGGCCAUCGGCUCGAUUUCCCUGGCCAUGAACGAAGAGACAGAGAAGCGGUUCCUCGUGACAGUAAUUAAGGACCUCCUGGGACUCACGGAGAUGAAGCGUGGAAAGGACAACAAGGCCGUCGUUGCCAGUAAUAUCAUGUACAUUGUGGGGCAAUACCCACGUUUCCUCAAGGCGCAUUGGAAGUUCCUCAAGACCGUCGUCAACAAGCUAUUCGAAUUCAUGCACGAGUCCCACGAAGGCGUCCAGGACAUGGCUUGCGAUACCUUUAUCAAGAUCGCCAAGCAGUGCAGACGACACUUCGUAGCUCUCCAGCCUAGCGAGAAUGAGCCGUUUAUUGAGGAGAUUAUUCGCAAUCUGGGUAAGAUCACUUGCGACUUGACUCCCCAGCAGGUUCACACAUUCUACGAGGCCUGCGGCUACAUGGUCGCUGCGCAAGGGAACAGGAACCAGCAAGAGCGGCUGCUGGCCGAGUUGAUGGCCAUUCCCAACGCGGCCUGGGAUGAGAUCAUCAAGCAGGCGACCAUGAACCCUGCUAUUCUCCAGGACGCCGAUACGAUCAAGAUCAUUGGAAACAUUAUGAAGACCAACGUGUCGGCUUGCUCGUCCAUCGGGCCCUACUUCUUCCCUCAGAUCGGCCGGCUGUACAAUGACAUGCUCCAGAUGUAUGCCGCCACGAGCCAGCUUAUCUCAGAGGCUGUCGCCCGUGAGGGUGAAGUCGCGACCAAGAUGCCCAAGGUUCGCGGUCUCCGGACCAUCAAGAAGGAAAUCCUAAAGCUCGUCGAGACCUUUGUCGAUAAGGCGGAAGAUCUGCAGGCCGUCAGGACCCAGAUGGUACCUCAGCUUCUCGACUCGGUGCUGGUUGACUACAAUCGCAAUGUUCCCGGUGCCCGUGAUGCCGAGGUGCUGAAAGCCAUGACCGCCAUGAUCACCAAGCUAUCGGUUCUUAUGGAGGAUCAAGUACCCGUGAUCAUGGAGAAUGUCUUCGAGUGCACUCUGGACAUGAUCAACAAGGAUUUCUCCGAGUUUCCGGAACACCGCGUGGAGUUCUUCAACCUCCUCCGGGCCAUCAACCUUCACUGCUUCCCCGCCCUCUUGAAACUCGACAACCGGCAAUUCAAGUUCGUGAUCGAUUCUUGCUUGUGGGCUAGCAAGCACGACAACCGUGAUGUCGAAACCGCUGGCCUGAACAUGUGCCUGGAACUCAUCAACAACAUCGCGGAAAAGACGGACGUGCAAACCUCCAACGCCUUCUUCAACCAGUUCUUCAUCACAAUCCUGCAGGAUGUCUUUUUUGUUUUGACGGAUCAGGACCACAAGGCCGGCUUCAAGACGCAGUCCAUGCUGCUCAUGAAGCUGUUCUACUUCGUCCACCCGGCCGACGGCACGCAGCCAAAGAUCCAGAGACCGAUCUACCAGCCUGACCAGGCGCAGCCUGGCACCAGCAACCGCGAGUUCUUGGGCAAUUUUGUUAGCACCCUGCUGCAGAAUGCUUUUACCAACCUUACACCGGUCCAAAUCACCGCAUUCGUCGAGGGCCUGUUCACACUCAACACCCAGUAUGACAAGUUCCGCCUAGCACUGCGCGACUUCCUGAUUUCCCUGCGUGAGUUUGCGGGUGACAACGCAGAGCUCUAUCAGGUGGAGAAGGAGCAGCAGGAGCGCGAGACGCGCGCGGCCGAACUCGAGCGCCGCUCCAAGGUCGGCGGUCUGCUCAAGCCAUCGGAGCUGGAGGAGAACGAUGAGUUGUGACUCCGGG
Molecule: messenger RNA, 3510 nt
Organism: Chaetomium strumarium
Lineage: Eukaryota; Fungi; Ascomycota; Sordariomycetes; Sordariales; Chaetomiaceae
Product: CRM1 C terminal-domain-containing protein
Exons: 10
Coding region: 267-3503 (1078 amino acids)
Biological process (GO): protein export from nucleus; ribosomal small subunit export from nucleus; ribosomal large subunit export from nucleus
Cellular component (GO): nucleus; cytoplasm
Molecular function (GO): nuclear export signal receptor activity; small GTPase binding
Source: RefSeq, a predicted model, not a curated record